CCAUGAAGCGGCUGUCAUGCGCAUAGCGACACUGAUUGCACUCGUGCAGCUGUCGCUCGCUACAGCUGUUUCAGAUGACAGCCAAACGUUAACCGCGGUUGAACUGAACCGCGCUCUGUCCGGCGACAAUGCGCUCUCCCCGUUCUAUGAGAGCGGUGAAGAGUCGGGGGUCAACUUCAUAAGGGGGUCAAGAGCUGCUGACUCGCAGCUGUCUCCCGAUAUCGACGUGCAAUGCGCUGGUGACUUCAUCGAUGUCACUGUUGAAUUCGCCGACAUUUUUGAUGGUAUCAUAUACAGUAAAGGAUUUUUGAAUGAUCCGAAAUGCAAAUAUGUAUCAUUGGGAGGAAGUCAAUCGCGCUACUCAUUCCGAGUGCCGCUGAAUGGCUGCGGUUCCCGACCCCUCUGCAAUGCUUGCGGUACCAUCGACAACGUCCUGGUCUUUCAGGCCGAUGACCUGCUGCAAGGAACCCAGGACUUCGCUCGUAAGGUGUCAUGUGCACGCACUUCGUAUGAAUUGUCGACUGGCGUCGUGUCUGAGAGGGAAGAGCACACACUGAAGCUGAAGCCGUUCAUGGUUGAUAUGUUAGACGUUGUAGCUGUCGAGGGACCCGCUGGCGGUGUGGAAUGUUGGAUGGACAUCCAGAAGGGAGUUUUUCCUAACACUACCCCACUGAAGGACUCGAUCAAAAUCGGAGAAUAUUUGACCAUCCUGGUAUACCUUAAGGACUACAAGAACCAGUUUAACCUCAAGAUCCACGACUGCUGGGCUUACGACAGUGACAGCUACGAUAGUCCGAAAACCAAUAAGAUUCAGCUCACCGACAAAGAAGGCUGCCCUAAGAAGAAGAAACUAAUUGAAUAUUGGCAAAAAACCACUAACACGGGUAAAAGCGGAGCGACUUUGAUAGCUCACAGCAAAGUAAGCGCCUUCAGAUUCCCUGAAACGGAUCAAGUCUAUCUCACGUGCAAUGUUGAGCUUUGCAUAAACAAUUGUGAUUCAAACUGUGACGGAAUUACCAAAGAAAUCACCUCAACGAUAAGACCUGUGCAAUGUUACCCGGGAUCCAGGGAUCCAGGAUGUCAAACAAUCACGGCACCACCACAAAUCAAAUGUUAUCCAGGUUCACCGGACCCAAGAUGCCCACAACUAACCACUUUGAAUCCGCCUACGUAUUUACCACCUUCAACUGAAACCCCACGAUGCUUCCCAGGCAGCACUGACCCUCGUUGCCCCCAGCCAACCACACCGUCUCCUCCCAACUGCUACCCUGGCAACGCUGAUCCUCGUUGCCCCAGACCUACAUCAUCUGAGCCACCUCGAUGCUUCCCAGGCAGUGCAGACCCCAGGUGCCCCCAGCCAACCACACCGUCUGCUCCAAACUGUUACCCUGGUAGCACUGAUCCUCGUUGCCCCAGGCCUACAACACCUGAGCCACCACGAUGCUUCCCAGGAAGUACAGACCCCAGGUGCCCCAAGCCAACCACACCGUCUGCUCCAAACUGUUACCCUGGUAGCACUGAUCCUCGUUGCCCCAAGCCUACAACACCUGAGCCGCCACGAUGCUUCCCAGGCAGUGCAGACCCCAGGUGCCCCCAGCCAACCACACCGUCUCCUCCCAACUGUUACCCUGGUAACACUGAUCCUCGUUGCCCCAAGCCUACAACACCUGAGCCACCACGAUGCUUCCCAGGAAGUACAGACCCCAGGUGCCCCAAGCCAACCACACCGUCUGCUCCAAACUGUUACCCUGGUAGCACUGAUCCUCGUUGCCCCAAGCCUACAACACCUGAGCCGCCACGAUGCUUCCCGGGUAGUACAGACCCGCGUUGCCCUAAGCCAACUUCACCAGCUCCUCCAAACUGUUACCCUGGUAGCACUGAUCCUCGUUGUCCUAAACCCACAACACCCGAGCCACCGCGAUGCUUCCCAGGAAGUACAGAUACUCGCUGCCCUAAACCCACCACUCCCGUGUGUUACCCAGGUUCGCCUGAUCCUAAAUGUCCCCAACCAACUAGACCUACUACUUUAAAUCCACCUACAUAUUUACCACCCGUUACACCAGCGCCUAAGUGUUACCCUGGAUCAACAGAUACCAGGUGCCCACAGCCAACCACACCGGCACCUCCUAAAUGCUUCCCAGGAAGUCAAGAUCCCAGAUGUCCAAAACCAACAACACCCGCUCCUCCUAAUUGCUAUCCUGGCAACACAGAUCCUCGUUGCCCCAAGCCCACUACACCGGAGCCACCACGUUGCUUCCCUGGCAGCACUGACCCUCGUUGCCCUAAGCCUACCACACCCGCUCCUCCUAAUUGCUACCCUGGCAACACAGAUCCCCGUUGCCCUAAGCCUACGACACCUGAGCCACCACGUUGCUUCCCUGGCAGCUCUGACCCACGUUGCCCUAAGCCUACCACACCCGCUCCUCCUAAUUGCUAUCCUGGCAACACAGAUCCCCGUUGCCCUAAGCCUACGACACCUGAGCCACCACGUUGCUUCCCUGGCAGCAAUGACCCACGUUGCCCUAAGCCUACCACACCCGCUCCUCCUAAUUGCUAUCCUGGCAACACAGAUCCCCGUUGCCCUAAGCCUACGACACCUGAGCCACCACGUUGCUUCCCUGGCAGCUCUGACCCACGUUGCCCCAAGCCUACCACACCCGCUCCUCCUAAUUGCUAUCCUGGCAACACAGAUCCUCGUUGCCCCAAGCCUACAACACCUGAACCUCCUCGAUGCUUCCCAGGCAGCACAGAUCCCAGGUGCCCCAAGCCUACGACACCGGUUUGCUACCCUGGAUCCCCUGAUCCUAAAUGCCCGCAGCCAACACGUCCAACCACAUUAACACCACCUACGUAUUUGCCGCCAGUAACUCCAGCGCCUAAAUGUUUCCCUGGUUCUACAGACUCCAGGUGCCCAAAACCCACUACGCCUGAACCUCCACGUUGUUUCCCUGGUAGCACAGACCCACGAUGCCCCAAGCCUACGACGCCAGCACCUCCAAACUGUUAUCCUGGAAACACAGACCCUCGUUGCCCAAAGCCAACCACACCAGCACCGCCUAAAUGCUUCCCAGGAAGUCAAGAUCCCAGAUGUCCCAAACCAACUACACCCGCUCCACCAAGAUGUUUCCCUGGUAGCACGGACCCACGUUGCCCUCAACCCACAACACCGGAGCCACCGCGAUGCUUCCCAGGCAGCACAGACCCUCGCUGUCCCAAGCCCACAACACCUGCUCCUCCCAACUGCUACCCUGGCAGCACUGACCCACGUUGCCCUAAGCCUACCACACCCGCUCCUCCUAAGUGCUUCCCCGGGAGCACUGAUUCUCGUUGCCCCAAGCCAACGUCGCCCGUGUGUUAUCCUGGAUCACCUGACCCUAAAUGCCCACAACCAACACGACCAACAACUUUAACUCCGCCUACAUAUUUGCCGCCAGUUACUCCAGCGCCUAAAUGUUUCCCAGGUAGCACUGAUCCUAGAUGCCCUAAGCCAACAACACCUGCACCUCCAAGGUGUUUCCCAGGUAGCACAGAUCCAAGGUGCCCUAAACCAACCACCCCCGCACCUCCAAAUUGCUACCCCGGAAACUCGGAUCCUAGGUGCCCAAGACCAACAACACCAGAACAACCGAAAUGCUUCCCAGGCAGUCAGGAUUCUAGAUGUCCUAAACCAACAACGCCAACUCCACCAAGGUGUUACCCAGGUAGCACAGACCCGCGUUGUCCCAAACCAACAACACCAGCACCUCCAAAAUGUUUCCCAGGCAGCACAGACCCCAGAUGCCCUAAACCAACCACUCCUGCUCCUCCCAAUUGUUAUCCCGGAAACUCCGAUCCCAGGUGCCCAAGACCUACAACGCCAGAGCCUCCUCGUUGCUUCCCAGGUAGCACAGACCCGCGUUGUCCUAAACCAACAACGCCUGCUCCACCUAAAUGCUUCCCAGGAAGCCAAGAUCCCAGGUGUCCAAAGCCGACCACUCCGGCACCACCUCGAUGCUUCCCAGGCAGUACAGAUCCCAGGUGCCCCAAGCCAACGACGCCUGUAUGCUAUCCUGGCUCACCAGACCCUAAAUGCCCACAACCAACACGGCCAACGACACUUACCCCACCGACAUAUUUACCACCUGUAACUUCAGCACCUAAAUGUUUCCCAGGUUCAACAGACUCUAGGUGUCCGAAACCAACUACGCCUGCACCUCCAAGGUGUUUCCCAGGUAGCACAGACCCGCGUUGUCCCAAACCAACAACACCAGCACCUCCAAAAUGUUUCCCAGGCAGCACAGACCCCAGAUGCCCUAAACCAACCACUCCUGCUCCUCCCAAUUGUUAUCCCGGAAACUCCGAUCCCAGGUGCCCAAGACCUACAACGCCAGAGCCUCCUCGUUGCUUCCCAGGUAGCACAGACCCGCGUUGUCCUAAACCAACAACGUCUGCUCCACCUAAAUGCUUCCCAGGCAGCACAGACCCCAGAUGCCCUAAACCGACCACUCCUGCUCCUCCCAAUUGUUAUCCCGGGAACUCCGAUCCCAGGUGCCCAAGACCUACAACGCCAGAGCCUCCUCGUUGCUUCCCAGGUAGCACAGACCCGCGUUGUCCUAAGCCAACAACGCCUGCUCCACCUAAAUGCUUCCCAGGCAGCACAGACCCCAGAUGCCCUAAACCAACCACUCCUGCUCCUCCCAAUUGUUAUCCCGGAAACUCCGAUCCCAGGUGCCCAAGACCCACAACGCCAGAGCCUCCCCGAUGCUUCCCAGGUAGCACCGACCCGCGUUGUCCCAAACCAACAACACCAGCACCUCCAAAAUGCUUCCCAGGCAGUCAGGAUCCUAGGUGCCCCAAGCCUACCACACCAGUGUGCUAUCCUGGAUCGCCUGAUCCCAAAUGCCCUCAACCAACGCGGCCAACCACAUUAACACCACCUACAUAUUUGCCACCAGUAACUCCAGCAGCUAAAUGCUUCCCAGGAUCUACAGACCCUCGAUGCCCACAACCUACAACGCCUGCUCCCCCUAAAUGCUACCCGGGUAGCCAAGACCCUAGGUGCCCACGACCCACAACUCCAGAGCCACCUCGUUGCUUCCCAGGUAGCACAGACCCUAGGUGCCCAAAACCAACUACGCCUGCACCUCCCAAUUGUUAUCCCGGAAACUCCGAUCCUAGGUGCCCACGACCCACAACUCCAGAGCCUCCCCGAUGCUUCCCAGGUAGCACCGACCCGCGUUGUCCCAAACCAACAACACCAGCACCUCCAAAAUGUUUCCCAGGCAGCACAGACCCCAGAUGCCCUAAACCAACCACUCCUGCUCCUCCCAAUUGUUAUCCCGGAAAUUCCGAUCCCAGGUGCCCAAGACCCACAACGCCAGAGCCUCCCCGAUGCUUCCCAGGUAGCACCGACCCGCGUUGUCCCAAACCAACAACGCCAGCACCUCCAAAAUGCUUCCCAGGCAGCACAGACCCCAGAUGCCCUAAACCAACCACUCCUGCUCCUCCCAAUUGUUAUCCCGGAAACUCCGAUCCCAGGUGCCCAAGACCCACAACGCCAGAGCCUCCCCGAUGCUUCCCAGGUAGCACCGACCCGCGUUGUCCCAAACCAACAACACCAGCACCUCCAAAUUGCUUCCCAGGCAGUCAGGAUCCUAGGUGCCCCAAGCCUACCACACCAGUGUGCUAUCCUGGAUCGCCUGAUCCCAAAUGCCCUCAACCAACGCGGCCAACCACAUUAACACCACCUACAUAUUUGCCACCAGUAACUCCAGCAGCUAAAUGCUUCCCAGGAUCUACAGACCCUCGAUGCCCACAACCUACAACGCCUGCUCCCCCUAAAUGCUACCCGGGUAGCCAAGAUCCUAGAUGCCCACGACCAACAACACCAGAGCCACCACGGUGCUUCCCUGGCAGCACAGACCCUAGGUGCCCCAAACCCACAACACCUGCGCCCCCCAAUUGUUAUCCCGGAAACUCCGAUCCCAGGUGCCCAAGACCAACAACGCCAGAGCCACCUCGUUGCUUCCCAGGAAGCACAGACCCGCGUUGUCCUAAACCAACAACACCAGCACCUCCAAAAUGCUUCCCAGGCAGUCAGGAUCCUAGAUGCCCCAAGCCUACCACACCAGUGUGCUAUCCUGGAUCGCCUGAUCCCAAAUGCCCUCAACCAACGCGGCCUACCACAUUAACACCACCUACAUAUUUGCCACCAGUAACUCCAGCAGCUAAAUGCUUCCCGGGAUCUACAGACCCUCGAUGCCCACAACCUACAACGCCUGCUCCCCCUAAAUGCUACCCCGGUAGCCAAGAUCCUAGAUGCCCACGACCAACAACACCAGAGCCACCACGGUGCUUCCCUGGCAGCACAGACCCUAGGUGUCCCAAACCCACAACACCUGCACCCCCCAAUUGUUAUCCCGGAAACUCCGAUCCCAGGUGCCCAAGACCAACAACGCCAGAACCACCUCGUUGCUUCCCAGGUAGCACCGACCCGCGUUGUCCCAAACCAACAACACCAGCACCUCCAAAAUGCUUCCCAGGCAGUCAGGAUCCUAGGUGCCCCAAGCCUACCACACCAGUGUGCUAUCCUGGAUCGCCUGAUCCCAAAUGCCCUCAACCAACGCGGCCAACCACAUUAACACCACCUACAUAUUUGCCACCAGUAACUCCAGCAGCUAAAUGCUUCCCGGGAUCUACAGACCCUCGAUGCCCACAACCUACAACGCCUGCUCCCCCUAAAUGCUACCCGGGUAGCCAAGAUCCUAGAUGCCCACGACCCACAACUCCAGAGCCACCGCGGUGUUUCCCUGGCAGCACAGACCCUAGGUGCCCCAAACCCACAACACCUGAGCCUCCAAAAUGUUUCCCAGGCAGCACUGAUCCUAGAUGCCCUAAACCAACUACCCCUGCGCCUCCUAAUUGUUAUCCUGGAAACACCGAUCCAAGGUGCCCAAGACCUACAACUCCAGAGCCACCUCGGUGCUUCCCAGGUAGCACAGACCCGCGUUGUCCCAAACCUACAAAACCUGCACCUCCAAGAUGUUUCCCAGGAAGCACUGAUCCUAGAUGCCCCAAACCGACAACUCCGGUGUGCUAUCCGGGGUCAUCUGACCCUAAGUGCCCGCAGCCACCAAGGCCAACGACACUUACUCCACCGACAUAUCUACCCCCAGUGACUUCAGGACCUAAAUGCUUCCCAGGUUCAACCGAUUCUAGAUGUCCCAAACCAACAACUCCUGCACCACCAAAAUGCUUCCCUGGCAGCACUGACCCUAGAUGCCCAAGGCCCACAUCUCCAGAACCGCCACGGUGCUUCCCUGGCAGCACAGACCCUAGGUGCCCAAGGCCCACAACUCCAGAACCGCCACGGUGCUUCCCUGGCAGCACAGACCCUAGGUGCCCAAGGCCCACAACUCCAGAACCGCCACGGUGCUUCCCUGGCAGCACAGACCCUAGGUGCCCAAGGCCCACAACUCCAGAACCGCCACGGUGCUUCCCUGGCAGCACAGACCCUAGGUGCCCAAGGCCCACAACUCCAGAACCGCCACGGUGCUUCCCUGGCAGCACAGACCCUAGGUGCCCAAGGCCCACAACUCCAGAACCGCCACGGUGCUUCCCCGGCAGCACAGACUCUAGGUGUCCAAGACCAACGACUCCCCAAUGUUAUCCGGGUUCUCCCGACCCUAAGUGCCCUCAGCCACCAAGACCUACUACAUUAAACCCACCUACAUACUUGCCACCUGUGACAUCAACCACUCUUAAUUGUUUCCCUGGUAGCACAGACCCUAGAUGCCCUAGGCCUACCACUCCAGAACCUCCUAAAUGCUUCCCUGGCAACAACGACCCUAGAUGCCCAAGACCAACCACCCCAGAGCCUCCUAAUUGCUUCCCUGGCAACAACGACCCUAGAUGCCCAAGACCGACCACCCCAGAGCCUCCUAAAUGUUUCCCUGGCAACAAUGACCCUAGAUGCCCUAGGCCUUCCACUCCAGAACCUCCUAAAUGCUUCCCUGGCAACAACGACCCUAGAUGCCCAAGACCAACCACCCCAGAGCCUCCUAAAUGCUUCCCUGGCAACAACGACCCUAGAUGCCCAAGGCCAACCACACCCCAAUGUUAUCCGGGAUCUCCUGACCCCAGAUGCCCCCAACCAACUAGACCUACCACAUUAAAUCCGCCUACAUAUUUGCCGCCCAGCUCACCAGAACCUAAAUGCUACCCGGGCUCCAAGGACCCUAGGUGCCCUAAGACUACACCUGAACCACUGCGUUGCUAUCCAGGCAGUACUGACCCACGUUGUCCUAAACCCACGACAUUUAAACCCUCUACGCCAAGCUCCUGUUAUCCAGGAUCUAGGGAUCCUAAAUGUCCACAACCAUUUGCCCCUAGCAGUACUAAUCCACCGUCCACAUAUCUACCACCAUUCCCCGAAGAAAACGAGAUUAAAUCAGCGAGGGUUAGCAGAUUAGUGAAAGACGUUGAUACUGAAAAAUCUGAUGAUGAUACGCAAUUGGACAUAGAUUCAUUUGAGUCUACCAGAACCCAACCGAGAUCAAGAAAGGUUCGUGAUGUGACCGGUAUCAACUCGGCUGCCGCGUUGGUGAGCAAUGGAGCAGCCACGAUAUACGUGUCCGUGGGUUCGGCUCUAUUAAUGCUUCUGUCAGUCACACUUGCCAUUUACUUGUACAAAAAUAAGAGGACAAUUAAAAACGAAAAUGUUGAACAAGCAAACAUUUAAACGCAGAAGCCCAAUUGUUACCUAAGAUAGGAAUGAAACGUUGUGAUAUUGUAUUUCUUUAAUACUUGAUACAUUCAUCAUUCAUAAAAAUCUUAAUGGCUGCGUUUCGUGGAUUGAUUAUUAUUUUAAGUAUUUUCACUGCCUUUUAGCUUUACUAUUUCGGGCGCUUAAGCUUGCCUAUUUUAUCACUAUAUAAUAUAGUGCCAUAAUAUAGCAAUACUGUGUCUCCUUCGAUGCAUCCUCAGAAUUUAUAAUGUAUAUUUUAUCCCUAGUCAAUAUGCUUAUGUAUAUAAUUAUAUUCUGAAUUCAUAUUGUAUAGAAGCAAAUAUUACUUACCCAUUGUUUGAAUAUACUCAUUUGUGAUAUUUUUGUGUAAAUAUAUUUACCAGCUGAUGUGGCCAUUGAAUGUAUAGUGAACGUACGAAUUAAUUAUGUAAAAUUUGAUGAUCAGUUUGGGUACACUCUGGUUCACAUGAACCCGAUAGAUAUUUUAUUAAGUACUAGCCUGUAAGUCCCAAUGCUGGGCAAAGGUGUCUUCUUGAGUCGAGAGGAAAUAUUAUUUUAUUUGCAUAUUAUUUUUACUUAUGUUGUGCAGAUUGUACCUCAGGUCAUCAAAUUCUUUUUCAAUGAUUUUAUAAUGUUAGUAAGAUUGCUUUUCGAGUCAAUCGAAGUAAAACAUUCUAUGAAUGUCGAAA
This is a messenger RNA of Trichoplusia ni (cabbage looper), 9414 nucleotides long. RefSeq names its product mucin-2 (gene zye). The record is from RefSeq and is a predicted model, not a curated record. Lineage: Eukaryota; Metazoa; Arthropoda; Insecta; Lepidoptera; Noctuidae. The transcript is spliced from 8 exons. The coding region runs from base 17 to 8719 and encodes 2900 amino acids.